CGUUCGGAAACCCCUCCACCAAAGCACACAAAAACUCGUCCUCCCCCGCGCGGCGCGGCGCGACGCGACGCGAUGGAACCGACGCGCCGUUGCGUCCCCGGCCAUCUCGCCACCGCCGCCGCCGCCGCCGCCGCCUCGCCGUUCUCCCCGCCGCCGUCGCUGCCGCUGCCGUCCGCGCUCAUGCCCCCCAAGAAGCGCCGCCUCUUCACGCCCGCCCCUCGCCACGCCGCCACCCCGCCACCACCACCACCUCCCCCCACCCCCGCCGUCGAGCCCACCCUACCAAUCCCCCCCGCCUCGACACCGCCGACGCCGCCUCAGCCCUCCGCCUCCACGGAGCCCUCGACGGCGCCGCCUCCCGCUGUCGACGACGCGGCGGCGAGGUCGUCGUCGUCGUCGUCGCCGGCGUCGGCGGCGGCGGCGCGGAAGGUUCGGAAAGUGGUUAAGAAGGUCAUCGUCAAGAAGGUCGUCCCCAAGGGCACGUUCGCCGCUCGGAAGGCCGCGGCGGCGGCGGUUGCUGCUGCUGCGGCGGUCUCCGGAGCAGCAGCAUCAUCGGAGGCAGGGGGAGAAGCCCCAACCGACGAGCCAGCAAGUGAUCAGGACGGCGGAGUUGGGAAUGAGCAAAAAUUGGAUGAAUCCAAACCUGCCACGGAUUGCAAUGCCGUUGCGGUGGUGGAAGAAUCGGUGUGUAAGGAGGAGGAGGAGGUGGCCUUAGUGGUGGGUAAGGGAGUGGAGGAGGAGGAGGCGGGGAUGUCGGAGCGGCGGAAGAGGAUGACCAUGGAGGUGUUUGUUGGUGGGCUUCACCGGGACGCCAAGGAGGAUGAUGUGAGGGCGGUGUUCGCCAAGGCCGGGGAAAUCACCGAGGUCCGGAUGAUAAUGAAUCCUCUUGCAGGGAAGAACAAGGGGUACUGCUUCGUGCGCUACCGCCACGCCGCGCAGGCGAAGAAGGCCAUCGCGGAAUUCGGCAAUGUGAAGAUUUGUGGGAAGCUCUGUCGAGCUGCAGUUCCAGUUGGGAAUGACAGAAUUUUUCUUGGAAACAUCAACAAGAAAUGGAAAAAAGAAGAUGUCAUCAAGCAGCUAAAGAAAAUUGGAAUUGAGAACAUUGAUUCUGUAACACUUAAGUCUGAUUCAAAUAAUCCAGUCUGUAAUCGUGGUUUUGCAUUUCUUGAACUGGAAACUAGUAGAGAUGCACGGAUGGCAUACAAAAAGCUUUCACAGAAAAAUGCUUUUGGCAAAGGCCUGAAUAUAAGAGUUGCAUGGGCUGAACCAUUGAAUGAUCCAGAUGAGAAAGAUAUGCAGGUUAAAUCGAUUUUUGUGGAUGGGAUACCAACGUCCUGGGAUCAUGCUCAGCUAAAAGAAAUCUUCAAGAAACAUGGGAAGAUUGAAAGUGUGGUUCUGUCACGCGAUAUGCCGUCAGCUAAAAGGAGGGACUUUGCCUUUAUUAAUUACAUUACUCGUGAGGCUGCAAUCUCGUGUCUUGAAUCUUUUGACAAGGAAGAGUUCAGUAAGAACGGCUCAAAGGUGAAUAUUAAAGUUUCAUUGGCUAAACCUGCCCAACAGAGCAAGCAGACCAAGGAAGACCAUAAAUCUAGUAUUACUGGGGAAGGCAAAAUGAAGACUUCUAAAAUAAGAUACCCUGUUCAAGAUUAUACCCACAUUUAUUCUGGAGAGAAGCGUCCCUUUUCAACACUGGGUGAUCCUUAUUAUCCAUUGAGAGGUCAUUCUUGUCGUCGUCAUGAGGGUAGCACCUAUACUACAGCAGCAUCAAGCUAUGGUGCGCUGCCCCCUGCUACUGCUGAAUCUUCUCUGCCACAUUAUCAUGACAGCAAUAGAUAUCCUCCACACCUAGCUUUUUAUUAUGGACUAACAGGAACACCAAUCAGUAGUCAGGUGAGGCAAUCAAGUUCUCGCCAACCAGCGCAGUCCUAUCGAAGCAGGCAUGGCAAAAAAUCAGGUUGACCACAUGAUAAUGACGAAUAUUUUCCAACACAGAUGAUGGUUUUUGUGGAUUCGCUGCGUGAGAAGUCCGUAGUUAAACCAUGGCAGAAGACUGAAAACUUAAAGCUAAUGGCAUCACUAUUGGUACAUUAUACAGUUUAGUGAAUGCUCUUUGGGGAUGAUAGUCUUAGUUUGGAACAUGGGAAUUUCAGUUGGAGUUUUGCUUUAGCUGUAUAUUUCCCUGUAGGGAUCCAUGGAAUUCCCGUGUUCCAAAAUAGGCCUUCUUAUGUAGCAGGAGGUGUUGCGUUUGUCUUAAACUGAUAUAUGGCCAUUGUACAAAGGAAACUGGAAAGUGCUUCUGAAAAUUAUCCUCGUAUAUCUGCCUGUUGUGAUGUUUU
This is a messenger RNA of Oryza sativa Japonica Group (Japanese rice), 2336 nucleotides long. RefSeq names its product heterogeneous nuclear ribonucleoprotein Q. NCBI's taxonomy places the organism in Eukaryota, Viridiplantae, Streptophyta, Magnoliopsida, Poales, Poaceae. Gene Ontology annotation, molecular function: mRNA binding. Gene Ontology annotation, cellular component: nucleus. The record is from RefSeq and is a predicted model, not a curated record.